AUUUAAUUUAAAAUGGGUUGAAAUCGUCGCCGGAAUAAAGAAAGAACCAAGGGGCGGCCGCGCCCCCUGGGAAAAUUAUAGGCGGUUUUGUCACCGGGUAGUUAAAUUUAGGGCAUCUUCUCUCUCUCUCUUUCUCUCUCUUAAAUACCUGUCCACUCUCCACUCCACUGUUGCCAAACUCCUCUCUCUCUCUCUCUCUCUCUCUCUCUCUCUCUCUCUACGUAGCAAUCUCCGUAUUAACUAACUCCCCGGCGGCGAUCAGUCAUCACUCUCUGUAAGAUUUUCACUCUGCGAUCUACAUAAGGCCCUUGCCUUUCUGCAAUCUGUUGUAAGCAUGUCAACCACGGCACUCGCCUCUCUGUGCAUGUUUGCAACUGCACCCCGUCCCCGAUGUUCCAAUGCCUUUGUCAAGACCCCAUCAUCUCUAGCACUCCUAAAGUGCGACUCCAACAAAUCCUUGGGUUUGAAAUCUUCUUCCGGUUUCAGAACACAUGCAAUGUACAAGAUCAAGCUAAUUACCCCAGAAGGUGAAAAGCACGAGUUUGAAGCCCCCGACGACGCUUAUGUAUUGGACUCCGCGGAAAACGCUGGCAUUGAGCUGCCAUAUUCGUGCAGGGCAGGCGCUUGCUCCACCUGCGCGGGCCAAUUGGUGUCAGGCUCAGUGGAUCAGUCCGACGGGUCAUUCCUUGAUGACAACCAAAUGAAGCAGGGUUAUUUGCUCACUUGCAUUGCAUACCCUACCUCAGAUUGCGUUAUUCAGACUCACAAGGAGACUGAUCUCUACUGAAUGUGUAUCGUAUCAGUCUGAAUCAGUGUAGGGAAAGGGUAUUUGGUGAGGUUUGAAACUUGCUAUUGCAGUCUGAAGAUGUUUUACGGAUUAGGAUGUUUGGGACCUCUUUGGUGCUCACUAUUUUUAAGCAAAUCGAAUGUGUUUGAUGUGACAA
Molecule: messenger RNA, 944 nt
Organism: Rhododendron vialii
Lineage: Eukaryota; Viridiplantae; Streptophyta; Magnoliopsida; Ericales; Ericaceae
Product: ferredoxin, root R-B2-like
Exons: 2
Coding region: 335-787 (150 amino acids)
Biological process (GO): electron transport chain
Cellular component (GO): plastid
Molecular function (GO): electron transfer activity; 2 iron, 2 sulfur cluster binding
Source: RefSeq, a predicted model, not a curated record